Messenger RNA from Penaeus vannamei (Pacific white shrimp), 1394 nucleotides. The record is from RefSeq and is a predicted model, not a curated record. NCBI's taxonomy places the organism in Eukaryota, Metazoa, Arthropoda, Malacostraca, Decapoda, Penaeidae.
GUUGGUUGCUUCUCUUCGUCAGUGCUUACACUCUUAUAUCUAAGAUGCGUUCGCUGGUCCUGCUCCUGCUGGUGGCCGCCGCUGCCCACGCCGACAAGAUCUUCGCAGGCCCGCCCGCAGGAUUCCAAGAUGCCUUCGACAUCCCGGUGCCGUCCGCCAACGAGGUCCUCGGGGGAUACCUGCCCCCGAAGGAAGACAACUGCAUCGACAUCACCUCCACCUCCACCGCCACAAGGGUCGUGACCAGCACGACGGGCGGCGGUGGCUUCGGCUCCGUGGUCACUCAGGUCAUCACUUCCAGAGUGGUGACCACCCAGUUCCGCCCCACCACCGUCGUCAGGACCGAGGUCAACACCGUCGGGAAUACGAGGACACAAGCCCUGACGCAGACGCGGACGAGCGAGGUCGUGCGAUCCAUUAUCAACACCGUCAGCGGAUCCGCCGUCACGAGGAAUGUCCAGUUCACGGUGACCAGCACCCGGCAGGUACAGAGCGUGGCGUACAGCACGGUGAGGUCACAGGUCACCCGCCCCGUGGAAGUCGUGAAGACCCAGACUGAAACCUCCGUGCGGGCCACCACGGUCACCAGUAGCUCACAGAGAGUCGAAACCAGCACAGUCACCGCCCCGGUGCGAGAUGUGGUCGUCACCAACACCGUCGUUUCUAAUGUCCAGACAACCGUGCAGACCCAGCCGCCAGCCCGGACCGUGCAGUCCACGAGAGUCGUGCAGACCACCGUGUUCAGACCCACCACCGUGCAGCCGCCACCCGUGCUGCGAACACAAACAAGGACCUCCAGCCAGGUGAUCUACUCCACAAGCACGACCAGCCAGGUCACCCAGGUCGUGCGCACACAGGAACAGGUUGUGACUAGCAUCGUCGUGUCCACACAGUCUCGCGUGUCCACCCAGGUCCUUCCCACGACCGUCGUCUCCACGAGAGUCGUCGGCAACACCAUCACCAGGACCAUCGACAGCGUCGUCAACCGUCCCGUCACCGUCACCAACACCAGGACCGAGGAGCGAACCGUCGGCCGCGCCUCCACCUCCUUCGUCAACGUGGUGAGGACGGUGAACCUCCCCGAGCAGGUGGUGACGAACCGCGUGGUGUCCACCAGCCUCGUGAAUUCAGUCUUUUUCAGCACCGUCGGCGGCGUCCGUACCGUCACCGUCACAAGGACGAUACCGGCUGUAUGCGGCAACACAGGCUACAACUAUGAAGCGCCGGCCGUUCCCUUCACCUUCGGAAAUUAAGAGAGCUUCUGGCGGCGUCGAUGAGAGCCUCCACCGAGUCCUCGUCGCUCGAAACGAAAUCUUUAAAAUGAUCAUAACUAUCCGAUUUUCAGAACAUGUAAAUGCGUGUGUGAAUCUUGUAUAAAUAAAAGUUUCCAUUUC